UAUUACGGCAGCAGCAAAGUCAUGGCUUUCAAUGGAAAAUAUGUGGUAGAGAGUCAACAAAACUAUGAUGAGUUUAUGAAGGCUAUUGGUAUUCCUGCUGAUGUUAUUGAAAGAGGGAGAGAUUUCAAGUUUACCACAGAAGUUGUUCAGAACGGCAAUGACUUCACUUGGUCCCAGAUAUACCCAGGUCACACUAAGACCAACAAAUUCACUGUAGGUCAAGAGUCAGAAAUGGAGACUGUGAGUGGCAAAAAAUUUAAAGCAAUUGUUCACUUGGAAGGUGGAAAACUAGUUGUGGACUUUGGAAAAUAUCAUCACACCUCAGAAAUUGCUAAUGAUAAACUGGUAGAGACAUCAGUGGCUGGAGGUAUCACCUUCAUAAGAACCAGCAAAAAGGUGGCAUAAAACGCAAGAGCCUUCACUUUUAUAUUGUAAUAAAUAAAUAGGUUUACAAAAUGUUUUUGAUAAUCGCACUCUGUUAACAUUUAUUUC
Bombina bombina (fire-bellied toad) is the source of this 492-nucleotide messenger RNA. Its product is annotated as gastrotropin-like. Gene Ontology annotation, cellular component: nucleus; cytosol. Lineage: Eukaryota; Metazoa; Chordata; Amphibia; Anura; Bombinatoridae. Bases 22 to 405 code for a protein of 127 amino acids. The record is from RefSeq and is a predicted model, not a curated record. Gene Ontology annotation, biological process: fatty acid transport. The transcript is spliced from 4 exons. Gene Ontology annotation, molecular function: fatty acid binding.